AUGUAUACGUCAAUAUUAGAGUAGGUACGUACUUUGUGAAAAAAUACAAAUUGUUUAGUAGUACUCCACAGUUUGAAAGUAGAAUAAAUCAAUAAGUAUAGAAGAUUAAGCUCUCAGAUGCAGUGUUUUAUUGUGACUGGGUCCCUUAUAUUGGGAAUUCUAGCAGUUACUCGAUCGUCUCUCGCCGCUACGUGCACCAUUACAACGUACAAUGAGGACAUCAUUAAAGACGCACAAGCAAAUUGCAGAGAAAUCACUUUAAAUGGAAUAAAUGUUCCAGCCGGAGUAACUUUAGAUUUAAAUUUGAAUCAAGGCACCAAACUCACUUUCCAAGGGACGUUAACUUGGGAAUUUUAUGAAUGGGACGGUCCGUUAAUUAGGAUCAGCGGUACAGAUGUUGAAAUCAAUGGCGCCACGGAUCACGUCCUUGACGUAAGAGGCAAUCUAUGGUGGGAUGGUAAAGGUGGCGGUGGCGGCAAAACUAAGCCGAUAUUUUUCUCAGCAAACGGAUUGAAAAAUUCCAUAAUGCGUAACAUACUUGUAAAAAAUCCCGCCAACCAUGCUAUUUGGAUCGAAGACAGCGACGGAGUUGUAGCUGAGGAUAUCUACAUAGACAGUAAAGAUGGAGAUACUUUAGGUGGUCAUAACACAGACGGUAUUAACGUCUGGAGAUCCAACAAUGUUACUAUUCAACGUCUUACAGUUUACAAUCAAGACGAUUGCGUUGCCAUCAAAUCUGGUACCAAUAUUUUAGUCAACGACGCCUACUGUUCGGGCGGUCAUGGCCUAUCUAUUGGUUCUGUGGGUGGCAGAGAUUACAAUACUGUCGCAAAUGUGCUAGUAUCAAAUUCACAGAUUUUAGAAUCGGACAAUGGAGUAAGGAUUAAAACAGUUUACGGGGCUACUGGGGCAGUUACCAAUGUCACAUACGAAAAUAUAAUUUUAAAGGAUAUAAAUAAAUUUGGUAUUGUCAUCGAAGGCGAUUAUAAUAUAGAUACUGGCAGUCCUACUGGAGUUGCUACUGAUGGUAUUCCAAUUAAAACGUUUACAAUGAAAAAUAUUACUGGCACUGUUAAAAAGUCUGGAGUUAAUAUCUACGUGCUGGUAAAAAGUGCCUCUGAUUGGCACUGGUCUUCGAUUGACGUAACUGGUGGAGGAAAAACUAAGAAAUGCGAGGGUAUUCCAGAAGGAGCCGGUGUUACGUGUUAAUAACUUCCAUAUAUACGAUAAUACGAUACCAAACAGUAUCAUAAAAAUUAAAUUUCUUCAAUUAA
Molecule: messenger RNA, 1274 nt
Organism: Anoplophora glabripennis (Asian longhorned beetle)
Lineage: Eukaryota; Metazoa; Arthropoda; Insecta; Coleoptera; Cerambycidae
Product: endopolygalacturonase 1
Exons: 2
Coding region: 118-1209 (363 amino acids)
Biological process (GO): pectin catabolic process
Cellular component (GO): extracellular region
Molecular function (GO): polygalacturonase activity
Source: RefSeq, a predicted model, not a curated record